Paramecium sonneborni is the source of this 3196-nucleotide messenger RNA. The record is from the annotation of a GenBank genome assembly. NCBI's taxonomy places the organism in Eukaryota, Ciliophora, Oligohymenophorea, Peniculida, Parameciidae.
AUGAACAAAGUUGAAGAUUCUACAACAAAACUAUUGUAAGCUGAUUUUCUUUCAAUCGAAUAAAACAAUAAUAGUAAUUUAAUACCUCAAGAAAAUUAAAGCAUUUCAUUGAAACAAAAAAUUAAAAAUAUUUUCGUUGUACCAAUAUAGAAAUCUUCUCGUAAUAUAAGUUUAGAUGGACGAUGUGCUCCUAUUAAUUUAUAAAGCAAUGUAAUUAAGAAUUCUAAAUAUAAUGUUAUCACAUUUUUACCAAAAGUGCUUUAUGAAUAGUUUCAUCAAUUCAUUAACAUCUUUUAUUUAGGAUUAACAAUUUCAUAAUUCAUUUAACCUUUUAAAGUUGGAUUUCUUAUUGGAUAUUUAGGUCCUCUAGCUUUAGUGGUUACCUUAAGUGUUCUUAAAGAAUUGUAUGAUGACAUUAAAAGACAUAAAAGAGAUAGAUAAAUUAAUAGUACAAUUUAUAAGCGCUAUUUAAAUGGUUAAUGGCAAGAUAUUACUAGUGGACAACUACAAGUAGGAAUGAUCAUUAAAAUUAACAGUAAUUAACGUAUACCUGCAGACAUUCUAGUUUUAGAGGCAAGUGAUGAUUAAGUAUUUAUUCGUACAGAUUAAUUGGAUGGAGAAACAGACUGGAAAUUAAGAAAACCUGUUCAAUUUAUUUAAAAGAAAGGAUUAUAAAACUUGGAUUUGACUAAAUGCUCUUUAAUUUGUGAUCCUCCUUAAGAAAAUAUAUAUGAUUUUCAUGCUGUAUUUCAUUAGGAAUAAACAUAAGAACCAUAAUCAUUAGAAAAUGUUAUGUGGGCAAGUACAGUGCUAGCAAAUGGUAGUAUUAAUGGGAUAGUAAUAUAUAAUGGAUUCGAAACAAGAAUGGCAAUGAAUAGUAGAAAACCUUAAACUAAAUUUGGGAAAAUCGAUAGUAUUAAUAUUAAAUAUUUACUUAGCUGAAAUAAAUUAUAUGUCUAUAAUGUUAUUUAUUGCAAUGGGACUUUUGUCAAUAAUAAUAACCAUUCUUUCUCAACCUCCUUUAAAUAUUUUAGCAAUAAGCGUUGCAUUAGUUAGAUACCUGAUUUUGUUAUCGAAUAUUAUUCCAAUAUCUAUGAGAGUUAACGUAGAAUUUGCAAAAUUAAUAUAUUGUUAUAAGAUAUCAAUAGAUAAAGGGAUAGAAGGUACGAUACCUAGAAAUUCAAAUAUUCCUGAGUCGUUGGGUAGAAUAGAAUAUUUGUUAACUGAUAAAACUGGUACAUUAACAUAGAAUGAUAUGAUUUUUAAGAAAUUAUCAUUAGCAUCAAAAGUUUAUACUUAAGAGAAUUAUGAUGAAAUGAAAAUAAGUUUAUAAAAUGAGAAUGGAUUAAGAUAAGAUGAAACUAUACUAAGAGAUUUAUUAUUAGCAAUAGCAUUAUGUCAUAAUGUAACUCCAAUAGAAGAGAAUGGAGAGAGAUAAUAUUAAGCAUCAUCUCCAGAUGAAGUAGCUUUAGUGAAGAUAGCUGAAUCUCUUGGAAUAAGUUUAUUAAGUAGAGAUUAAAAUUCGAUGGUUAUAAAAUAUAAUGAAAUAGAAAGAAAUUAUGAAAUUUUAUAAAAUUUUCCAUUUUCUAGUGAGAGUAAAAGAAUGGGAAUUCUAUUAAGACUAGGAGAGCAUUAUAUAUUUUAUUUAAAAGGAGCAGAUGCAAUAAUGAAAUAGUUUUUACCAGAAACAUAAAGAGGAUUUGUAGAUGAGGAAUGUGAAAAUUUAGCUAGAGAGGGAUUAAGAACAUUAGUAUUAACAUAGAAAAUAGUGAAUAAAUAAUUUUAUGAGGAUUGGAAGAUUAGAUAUGAAUAGGCUUAAUGUAUUGAGAAUGGAACAUAGAGAUAAAAUAAAUUAAGUAAAAUAAGAAAAGAAUUAGAAAAUCAUAUGUAAUUUUUGGGAAUAACAGGAGUUGAAGAUAAAUUAUAAGAAGAUGUAUGUUCAACUUUAGAAAAUAUUAGAAAUGCAGGUAUAAAUGUAUGGAUGUUAACAGGUGAUAAAAUAGAGACAGCUAUAUGUAUAGCAAUAUCAAGUGGUAUAAAAUCAGGAACUUAAGAAAUAUUUUAAUUAAAAGAAAUAACCGAUGAAGAAACUCUAUAACAAAGAUUAUAAUAGUUUGAGACUAGAACUAAUUAAUUAUUAGUAAUAGAUGGUACUAGUUUAACUACAGCAUUUAAAAAAGAAGAAUUCUUCUUUCGAAUAGCAACUUAAGCUUAAUCAGUUGUAUGUUGUAGAUGUUCACCUACUUAAAAGGCAUUAGUCACUGAAUGUAUUAAAAAAUACACUCAUAAAAUAACUGCAUGUAUUGGAGAUGGAGGUAAUGAUGUUGGUAUGAUAUAAUCAGCUGAUGUUGGAAUUGGAAUUGAAGGUAAAGAAGGUAAAUAGGCAGCAUUAGCUAGUGAUUUCUCUAUUCUAAAAUUUAAAUAUCUAAAUUAACUUUUGCUUUGGCAUGGUAGAUUAUCUUAUAAGAGAUCUGCUUUGUUAUCUUAAUUUGUAACUCAUCGAGGAUUGAUAAUUUCUAUGAUUUAAACUGUAUUCAUGUGCAUAUACUUUUAUUUGAGUAUUAGUAUCUUUAGUAGUACAUUAAUUCUAGGUUAUGCAACUAUCUAUACGUAAUACUUUUUAUAUAUAUUCAAUUUUAGAAUGUUCCCUGUAUUUAGCAUUAUAUUUGAUGAAGAUGUUGUAGAAAAGGUAGCACUAGAAUUUCCUCCACUUUAUAAAUCAUUACAAAAGAGUAGAGAUCUAAAUUAAAAGACAUUUAUGAUUUGGUGUUGGAAAGCAACUUAUCAAGGUGCUAUCAUUAUGAUCUUGGCUUAAUUGUUAUAUAAGAAUGUUUUCUUAUAUAUUGAAACAGCGGCAUUCACUUCUUUAAUCAUAACUGAAUACUGUAUGAUUUUUAGUGAAGUAAUAUAAUCAUAUCUAAUCUAGCUAAAUUCCUUACAUAUUGUUAUGUUUAUUUCUACUAUUGGUUCUACUAUCUUUUAUGUACUUACUAUGGUUUUGAUUCCAGAAACACUUGUUGUUGCAGAAGUUCUUAAUGGAACAUUUUGGAUGAACACUUUUAUUAUUUUAUUAUUUAGUUGGUUACCAAUAUUUUUAUGUUAAUGGUUUGUACGAAUUAAAUAGCCAAACGAUUAUGAGAAAAUUAUGAAAUAAGUGAAAGGUAAGAAAAAAAUAAAAACCAAUCUAUUCACUUGA